Lacerta agilis (Sand lizard) is the source of this 3439-nucleotide messenger RNA. Its product is annotated as phospholipase D3-like. The transcript has 13 exons. The record is from RefSeq and is a predicted model, not a curated record. Gene Ontology annotation, molecular function: catalytic activity. Bases 68 to 2224 code for a protein of 718 amino acids. Lineage: Eukaryota; Metazoa; Chordata; Lepidosauria; Squamata; Lacertidae.
GGGCUGGUGGCGGUGGGAGAUCCUUUCUACUAGCUGAAGAUCUCUUCCUUCUCCUACCUGACACGACAUGAGGAGGAAAGAACCCACACCGGGCAGGUCCAGGGACCCCCCAGUGAGAAGGUCGAGUCGCUUGCAACCGGAGAAAGUUGGAGAACAGGUUUCAAGGGAACCGCAAAGCUUUGGAGGAAGUCGUGUCACUGACAUCCUUUCGCCCAGGGAGAGCAUCAGAGCUCACAGGAAGCGGGUUGAGCCAGCCAGGGACCCAUCGCCCAGUCCCCCCAGAGGUCCUUUGCAAUCGUCGGAAGAAGCAGAAGCUCCCGAAGACAGCGGGCAAACCGUUUUGGAAAGAGACACCCCCUUGUCAGGAUUUGGUUCACAGGCAGAGUCCAUUAAUAGUAAGAGGACGACGACAACCAAGAUGGCUGCCACAGCCGGGCUCACUGAACAUAAAAAGACAUCCCUCCAUUUUCCUUUUCAGUCCCCCUUUGUCAGGCUGAGGAGACUGGAUGUGCCACAGGAAGAGGAGCCUUCCCCACCCCAAAACGGGGCAAAGGAGCUGCCUCAACCAAACAUCGAGUGGGAAGUGGUGAAAGACAAGAGGGCCCGGCUACAGGUUCUGGAGACGUCUCAGCCACGAAGCACCAAGGCCAGGCCCCAGAUGCAGAGGAGGACAACGGCCAGCUCACAAGGCAGGGAAGAAAACGAGACGCUUGCCCUUGGGCAGCUGAGCAGGGCAGGAAUCGCCGCCAGGUCCAAGGCGCCAACCAUGAGGAAGGCCGACUCACAGGCAGGAGCCCCCCAUAAGUGGGCCAAGCGUCUCCCGUAUCGGUUUGUUCUCUGUUUCCUUCUCUUCUUGCUUAUCCUGGGCUUUGGCUGCUGGUUCGCAUGGGAACACGGAAACCCUGGCUCCUUCCUGGGGCUGGUGGGAUACAAAGCAUGGAAAUGGAGCAGCUUCCCGAAACUGUGGAAUGAGGUGGAAGAGUGCAGUAGUCAGUGCAGCCUGGUAUUGGUGGAGAGCAUCCCAUCAACUUUGGAUUAUGAAAUGCUGACUCCUCACCAUCCAAGCAUCUACCAGGCUUGGAUGGACCUCCUGGGUGGUGCCAACAGCAGUGUGGAGAUAGCAGCUUUCUACUUCACCCUACGAGACUCCGAUGUUCACGUGGAGGAUCCCUCUUCGAAGCAGGGCAAGGCGGUGUUUGAGUUGCUGCGGGCCUUGCCUUCUCGCGGGGUGAAGCUCAGCAUCGCUGUGAACAGCCCCCAGUUUUCCGAGUACGACACAGAUGAAUUGGCCCGCCAUGGUGCAGAUGUGCGGUAUGUGGACAUGAAGAACCUGACGGGAGGCAUUUUGCACACCAAGAUAUGGGUGGUGGAUCGGAAGCACAUCUUUGUGGGCAGUGCCAACAUGGACUGGCGCUCCCUCACUCAGGUUAAAGAGCUGGGCGCCGUGCUGUACAACUGCAGCUGCCUAGCUAGGGACCUACACCGAAUUUUUGCCAUAUACCGCAUCCUGGGGAAAGACGGGGCCUCCAUCCCACCCAAGUGGCCAGCGGACCUGGCUGCCGAGUCUGGCCUGACUCAUCCCCUGAAGCUGCAGCUGAAUGGCACCGGCGGUCAGCUGUAUCUGUCUAGCUCUCCACCGGCCCUCUGCUCCUCAGGCAGAACCUCUGAUCUCACCGCCAUUUUGAGCACCAUCGAGGAUGCCAAAGACUUUGUCUACAUUGCUGUGAUGGACUAUGAGCCCCAGUGCACAUUCUGCAAACCAAAGAGGUUCUGGCCGGUCAUUGAUGAUGCGCUGCGCACUGCGGCCUGCGAUAGAAGGGUGAAGGUGCGUCUCCUCAUCAGCUGCUGGAAACACUCACAUCCCGCCAUGUUCAUCUUCCUGGAAUCGCUCAGAGUCCUCAGCUACGAACCACUGCGUUGCCCCAUUGAAGUGAAACUCUUUGUCAUUCCCUCGGAGGGAGAGCAGCCACCGAUCCCUUAUGCGCACGUCAAUCACAACAAGUACAUGGUGACCGACAGAAUCGCCUACAUUGGUACCUCCAACUGGUCUGAAGAUUACUUCACCCGCACUGCAGGCGUGGGUCUGGUCGUCAACCAGAGUGACGCCUCUGCAGGAACCCCGGGACAAACCCUGCGCCAGCAGCUGGAGAAAGUGUUUAUCCGGGACUGGGACUCUCCCUACGUUCAGCCGCUCAGCAAACACCGGGAAUGUUCGAGGAAGUGAGGGCGGAGGGUGGCCCACUCCACUCCCUGCCUGGAAACAGGUUCAGGGCUCAGCCUCGCUCUGACCCCUGGGCCUGGAAGCACUCCUUUCAACAUCCUGCAGUUUAGAAGCUCUUGCCUUGGUGCCCCUGCUCCUGCGCUUGCGUCCUGGAGGAAUCUGGCCAGCAGGCGUUGUUGGGGGUGGGGGGGGGAAGGAUGUUGGACUCUUUGGGUCAUCAGUCUGACCCAGAGCGGCUGCUUCUGAAACUCCUAAGCAGCCGCUCAUUCUGUUGGCGCAAGUGAGGAACAGCUACAGCUGCUUGGCCACCAGAGCUGGAGCGCUCUAGCACAUGCCUCCAUAUGUUGCUUAACUCCCAUCAGCCUCAGCACAGCCAAUUAACUGCAAGGGAUGAUGGGAGUUGGAGUCCAGCAAAAUCUGGAGGGCCACCAGUUGGCCACCCUUGCUUUACAGGAGGAGUAGGGGGGUACCUUGGUCCUGGGGGCCAAAUGCGACCCUCUGGACAUCUCUGUUGGGCCCACCUGCUCCCCAGGUGGCAUCCCUCCCUGGCCCUUCUCUCAGCCCUUUUCCCCAGGGAUUAUGGCUCCACGGUGAUAGUGCAUUUUGCUGGCCUGGGUGGAGGAUGGAGAGGCAUGUGCCUGGAACACAGCCUAGCUACGAAUUAGGGCAAAUGGGGCAACAUCAGCUUGCCCUCACCUACCUGCCUGCCUUCGUACUUACAGCCAGUCCAGGGAACAGGCCUGCCUAUCACCUUCCGCCUGUGUAGCCUCAGUGUUGCCUCUUGUGGAAAUCAGCAGGGAGGAAGACGAGGAUGUGACAAAACUAGAAUGGUGGGUUCAAGCUGUGACAUUGGUUCUGGCUUCACUGUUGGGCUCCUUUGCCUUCCACCUCCCCAGUCCCAAUGGGCACCAGCCACCGCUGUGGACAAAGCUAUGAGCCACAACUGUCACUCCAACCACUUUUUUACAGCCCCUCCCCAUUCACCACUGGCCCCCAGAAGGCAACGUGUAAAUGCUGCCCCACCAGCCUUGCUUUACAGAGACUGAUGUUUACAUUUCAAUAUUUCUUUUCGUUUGCUUGCUAGCUUGCCAAAGUUUUCUAGUUGCCCAGUUGGCAGAGAAUGGCGCUGCCUUCUGCCUCGCUCUCCCCUUGCUGCUUGACCAGAACAAGGUCACAUCUGUACCCUCCAUCUAAAGCAGGCACAGGCAAACUCGGCUC